This is a messenger RNA of Nicotiana tabacum (common tobacco), 820 nucleotides long. The record is from RefSeq and is a predicted model, not a curated record. NCBI's taxonomy places the organism in Eukaryota, Viridiplantae, Streptophyta, Magnoliopsida, Solanales, Solanaceae.
UGUGUCAUCACUGAGUCGUCAACUUUAUCAAUUUUCUCUUUCUUUUGCUCCUCUCAUUUCUUUCUAUCUUUGCAGCUUCAAUCUUUUCUUUCAACUUUUGCAUAAAUGGCGAUAUUCUAACCCAUAUGCUAAAACUUUGAGACAGAUAGAGAAAGGUGCUCUUUUUAAUAUUUUAUACUAUUAGUUUGAUUCCAAAGGUAUUGAAAGAUCAUAUAAAUGGCCAUGAUUUCUCGUUUGCUUCGAUCCACCAUUAAAGCAGCUAUCACCGCCCAGGGUGGUUUCCAUACAAAACAUAUUCCAGCUGUCAGCAGUUUACAGGAGCAUAUAGUUCGGAAUUCAACACAGGCAAGAUAUAAUAGUACAGAGGCAUCUUUGCAAAAUGAUAUUCCAGCAACUGAUAAUAGAGGGUUUAGGGGUCAUGAUAUGUUGGCACCCUUCACUGCUGGGUGGCAAAGUACUGAUGUGGAUCCUUUGAUUAUUGAGAAGUCUGAGGGAUCCUAUGUCUAUGACAUAAAAGGGAGAAAGUAUCUUGAUACUCUUGCUGGUUUGUGGUGCACAGCGUUAGGGGGAAACGAGCCUCGCCUUGUUGAUGCUGCCACUAAGCAAUUGAACACAUUGCCCUUUUACCAUUCAUUUUGGAACCGUACUACAAAACCUUCUUUGGAUCUUGCAAAGGAGCUUCUGGAUAUGUUUACUGCAAAUAAAAUGGCAAAAGCAUUUUUUACAAAUAGCGGAUCAGAAGCCAAUGAUACCCAGGUUUUGCUUAUUGCCUUCAAACUAAGGGUGGCAUGUGGGCCGGGCCCGGUCCUAAGUGGGCUUC